This is a messenger RNA of Homalodisca vitripennis (glassy-winged sharpshooter), 5006 nucleotides long. RefSeq names its product carboxypeptidase M-like. Gene Ontology annotation, cellular component: cell surface. The record is from RefSeq and is a predicted model, not a curated record. Gene Ontology annotation, biological process: proteolysis. Gene Ontology annotation, molecular function: metallocarboxypeptidase activity; zinc ion binding. NCBI's taxonomy places the organism in Eukaryota, Metazoa, Arthropoda, Insecta, Hemiptera, Cicadellidae.
GCUCAGUAGCAGACCAGCACGGCUGGGGGCUGGAGGUGUGAGGUUAGCUGAGAGAGAGAUGCCAUCCCUUCCACUAGACGAGGUCGAAGGAAGCGACAGAGAUGAAGCCUUCAGUGUGGCGGGCGUCCGCCACAUUCAUCAUACUGGUGUACCUGUAUGUGCUGGCGGUCCAGGAGAUACUGGGCGAGGAGGUGGUUGUCACCAGUAGUCAUCUGGCAGGUCCAGCAUACCACACGGGGCCAGCAUUGCAGCAUACGGGCCCAGCAUCACAUCAGACUGCGCCUAUCAGCCACCAGGAUGACUAUGUCCGAAACCACCACAAGUUGGAUGAAAAUGGCAACAGUCAAACCCACCAGUACGUCAAAGGAGUUGCUUUUGAAGCCACCGUGGAAGACCCAGAUGUGCCAGCCACAAGAGCCGUGGGGGGACCCAGCUACAGACCCUAUAACGUGGACUAUACUCCCGGAACAGCUACAGGCACUGCCCUCGACGAUGGGUACGGGCUGGAAUUCAAGUACCACAACUACGAUCAGCUGACGCGCUACUUGCGGACCACAUCGUCUCGUUAUCCUAAUCUCACCGCUCUCUACUCCAUCGGCAAGUCAGUACAAGGGAGAGAUCUGUGGGUGAUGGUGGUUUCGGCAUCACCGUACGAGCACAUGAUCGGCAAACCAGAUGUGAAGUACGUGGCCAACAUGCACGGGAACGAAGCAGUUGGAAGGGAACUCAUGCUGCAUUUGAUACAGUACCUGGUGAACAGUUACAACACGGACAACUACAUAAAAUGGCUCCUGGAUAACACCCGGAUACACAUCCUGCCAUCCAUGAACCCGGACGGGUUCGAGGUGGCACGAGAGGGACAGUGCGACGGAGGCCAGGGCCGCUACAACGCACGGGGCUUCGACCUCAACCGCAACUUCCCCGACUACUUCAAGCAGAACAACAAGCGAGGCCAGCCCGAGACAGAUGCCGUCAAGGAGUGGACUAGCAAGAUUCAAUUUGUCCUGUCCGGAGGACUCCACGGAGGAGCCCUUGUCGCCAGUUACCCCUUCGACAACACACCCAACUCCAGAAUAUGCCGUUCUUCACCAUUAUGUUCAGUGUUCCAAAGCUAUGCGUCAACACCAUCAAUAACACCAGAUGAUGACGUGUUUCGCCACCUCUCACUUACCUACUCACGCAACCACCCCACAAUGCACCUGGGCCAGGCCUGCAAGCAGGGCACACCCUCGUUCAAGAACGGCAUCACCAACGGAGCAGCCUGGUACCCCCUUACAGGAGGAAUGCAGGACUUCAACUACGUCUGGUACGGCUGCAUGGAGGUGACCUUGGAGCUCUCCUGCUGCAAAUACCCGGCAGCCAGCGAGUUGCCUAAAUUCUGGGAUGAGAACAGACUGCCGCUGAUCAAGUUCUUGGCUGAGGCUCACCGAGGGGUCCACGGCUUCGUUAUGGAUGACAAUGGCAACCCGAUCGAGAAGGCUUCCCUCAAGGUCAAGGGUAGAGACGUCGGAUUCCAGACCACCAAGUACGGAGAGUUCUGGAGGAUAUUGCUGCGCAUCUACAAACUCGAGGUGUACGCCGAUGGGUUCGCGCCACGUGAGAUGGACUUGAUGGUGGUAGACGAACAUCCGACGCUGCUGAAUGUGACUUUAUUCCCCGCCAAGAGACAAGAGAAUUUCUACCGUCCUCCACAACAGCAUUAUUACCACCACCAUGGGCCACCUCACACCUCCAAACCUAGCACAGACAACAGCUUCCUCGGCUCUCUAACUUCAGGCUUCAGCAACAUUUUCAACUAUUUCGGUUAACUGAUCUUAGAAGCGAAAACCAUGAAGGAUCUACUCCAGAUUCUCAAACUUUGACCAUCAACUUACUGCUUGGUUUUCUUUACGAUGGCCUAGUGUUUAACCGCUACAAUACCAAAACCAAUAUAUAAAUUAUCUUGUCCUCUAGAACGCGAUUGGACUUCUUGACCAAUCUGAAGAAUAUCUUCUACUUUCUCUACACAGGAGCAAAAUCAUGAAAUUCACUUCAUGGACAAAUCUAGCAUGUGCCUAGUUAGAAAUAUCAUCCGUUUAAUUCAAACAAAUUUAAAAAAUACUCAACACACAGCAUGAGUAGUUUUAAUACUUGCAGUUUGGAAAUUCUGUUCCCUCAUUCUCAUUUUGAGCCAAACCUUUGAUUGUAUUAGUUGUAUUAGCCAAGAGAUAAUUCAUCUGAUGCUAUAAAUUGAGGCCCCUCUGUGGAGCUAGAAGCUAAAAUGGUUCAGGAUUCCAACAACAAUCAAAGUUAUGUGGCACAGCCCUGUUCCAGUGAUUUUCUGAAACCAAUUAUUCCAUCAAACAAAUGUUCAUUUAUUAAACACAAGUUUUUGAGAAAAAUUAAGUUGGUACUGAGAAUUGAAGCCAAGAUUUAUUGGAAUAGGUCUUGUUCAUAGAUGACUCAGUAUCUUGUAAAGGUAAUGUUUUUUUAAAUUGGAAUUAAGGCAUUAGAAACCUGAAUUAUCUCUGUGGAGCUAGAAUCUAAGAUCGUUCAGGAUCGUUCCAACAACAAUCAAAAUUCAAAAUCGUAACAAUCUAAGUUAUGUGGUGCAGCCCUACUGUCGGACCUCAUAAGUAACUGACUGAAAUAAUCUUUUGGACCUCAGCAUCAUACCUCGUUCGUUUGAAUGACUAUUUUCUUGUCCUUUGUUUGAAGUUAUUUUUGACAAUAGAAGGAUUGUGAAGGAAACAUGAUUGUUCUGGACAUUUGCCAUCGUUCAGUGAAACAAAAAAAUCAGUAACACUACGUUUCGAGAUCUGCAAUCUGAAACCUGUAUCUAAAAACCUGAAGAAGAGAUCAGAUUGCAGAUCUCGAAACGUAGUGUUACUGAUUUUUUGAUCUCUUGUGUAACUAAUGCAAUCAAAGGUCAAACCCACCACAACCUUGAUAUUUCUAACUACAAAACAUAUGUUUACAAACUGGUAAGUUUUAAUGACUAAAUAAUGUUUUAAUAUUGGAUAACAUAGUGUACGAUAUUGUAGUUAGAUUUGUAUUAAGUAGAAUUGAGUCUAAUGUAAUACUAAAGCUUACCACGUACUUCAUUUUUACAAGAUUUUUAAAAGUUUUUACUUUAGAGCAGAACACUUUCAUAUUAGAACACAUAUGUACAAAUAAACAAGGUGCAUCAGUUUAAUUUCACAGAAACAUUACUGUACUGCCCACAAAAUUUUAAUUCCUUACCAACAACUAUUUAAAAAAUUGUACUAUGAUUGUUUGUAAUUUAUUAUAUUUAUUUUAAGUGUAUAAUUUACAAUAUUUAAAAACAUUAGUGUACAAGAUGGGCCAUACGUCACUUGACAAAAACGUAUUUAAUGUCUUAAACAUAACCUCAAAACAAUAUUGUAGUAAGACAACUGCUAGUGUCAAGCGACUAAUGGCUCACCCCUUAUUUUGAUCCCUGUUGUUUAAUUAUAAUCUAAUGUAGUUGUAAGAUUUCAUAAAUUAUUAUGAAUUUAUAGAUUCUAAAUUUUUUAAACAUCCACCGUGUCUCAGCUCUGCUUAUUUUCUCAGCUGAAUAAAUAAGCAAUUAGGUAAUUAACCCAGAAAACUGCUCUCAAUUUAGAUCUAAAAUUUGAAAGUUUUUUAAUGAUUUGAUCUGUUCCUAGCAGAUCGUUGAUACAUUUAACGCAUGAACGUGGGUAGAAGUUCAUGCGUUCCAAUUUUUCAUCUCAAACCUCACCCUCUUGUUCCAUAGCAAUGCCUGUCCUGUUCUGCUAAGAUGGUACAUUUAGAGAUAAUAAUUACAUCUAAAGUAAGUAAAGAUUUGUAAAUAGUCGUAUUCACCAGAAACUGAUUUAUAUUAUCACUUUAUAGUUUAUCUCAUCUACACUAUAAUCUUACUUUAUAACACUGAUGACCUUAUUCUUAACAUUUUUUUACAGAGUUUACCUACUUAACACUUUGAGUGUGGGUCCUUUAAUUUUAUGGAGUUAAUGUUUUUUUUUAUUUUAGCGUAUUACAUAUUUAAUUUUACGAGCUCUGCUCGGUACUCUGUGACGUCUAUUGUGUUGUUUGCAACACAAUUCACCACUAGAAUGUGCACGCUGUAUUGUGUUCAAUUGUUUACAAAGGAACAGCUGGCGGUUUGCAUUGUUUAUUUUUGUUUGUCCGCUCAAAAUUGAGUCAAGCAUUUACACGACUUGAAUGCUAUAAUUGUUUCAUUUAUAGCAUUUCAUUUACAAGGGUAAUUUCACUUAAAAAAAUAAAUACUUUUUAAAAAUAUUGUAAAACGAAUUGGUUUUCUUUCUUUGUAUGGAAAAACUUUAUUAAUAAACUUUUGUUUUCAAAAAUGUGAAAAACGUUUUUUGUAUAUUUAUAAUAAUAAAGGAAUACUACUUUCCAUGUCGCAAUAAAAAACAUACUCAGAUUUCAGCAAUGUAAUUAAUUUUUUACAUCUUAAUAUUAAUUUUGAGUUUUUCAAAAACGGCCAGCAAUUAUGAUGACGACAUAUUUCAGGGCCAUCUCUCAAAGCGUUAAUCUUGAUCUCGCUAUAGUUAAUCUAUUUCUUCAUAUAACGAAAUCCAUUUAUCUCUAGUGAAAUGUUUAGCAUUAAAAACAUUGUGUGUUUCGUGUUAAAAUUGACAAAAUGUACUCAGCGUAAGAUACACCUUAUCACAUACUACUUAAACAAAAGUUUGAUAUUAAUCUAUACCUUAUGAUAUUAAGCAUAUCAUGGUGUUUUUCUUUUUUUAUAUUUAUGUUGUUUAAUUUAUUAUUACUAUUUAAGUUGUUAUUAUUUGUAAAUUAUGCAAUUUUCUAGUGCACAACGUUUUUGAUACAGUGCACAAAGACUUGUAAAUAUUCUGUAUAAAGUUAAGAGUAUUCUUGAAUAUUUCACUCUACUCCAGUCUUUCAGAUAUUGUAUUGUUGUAAUUUCCAACGUAAGAAAGAAUGACUGAGUGUGACUGAGAUGUCAAUUAUUUUAUACCUGGUUAGUUUUAAAAGAAUAAAAUAUUUGUUUAAAA